This is a messenger RNA of Guillardia theta CCMP2712, 411 nucleotides long. RefSeq lists its product as hypothetical. The record is from RefSeq and is a predicted model, not a curated record. The coding region runs from base 1 to 411 and encodes 136 amino acids. The transcript is spliced from 5 exons. Gene Ontology annotation, molecular function: peptidyl-prolyl cis-trans isomerase activity. Lineage: Eukaryota; Cryptophyceae; Pyrenomonadales; Geminigeraceae.
AUGGUUGUAUCCAGAUUGCACUGCAGCCAAGGGGUUUCAUUCAUCUAUUUACUCAUAAAUCUUUUUCUUGUGAAUCUUGUACAUGGAGGGGUCACCAUAGAAACAAAGCAUGCCGGAGAUGGAAAAACUUUUCCUUCUGUUGGCAAGAGCGUCACUGUGCAUUACACUGGAUAUCUAGCAGACAACGGAUUGAAAUUUGACUCUUCCAAGGACAGGGAUCAGCCCUUCAUCUUCACCUUGGGAGUAGGAGAAGUUAUCAAGUGCUGGGAUGAAGGCAUCAAGCAGAUGAGUAAAGGACAGACUGCUACCUUGCAUUGCUCAGCUGACUAUGCUUACGGAGCAAACGGGGCAGGCAACCUCAUCCCUCCCAAUGCAGACCUGAAAUUCGAGAUCGAGAUCUUGGACUUCUAA